Lolium perenne is the source of this 824-nucleotide messenger RNA. The record is from RefSeq and is a predicted model, not a curated record. NCBI's taxonomy places the organism in Eukaryota, Viridiplantae, Streptophyta, Magnoliopsida, Poales, Poaceae.
AUGGAUGGCGUCAAGCUCUACGAAUACUACUUCCACGCGAAAGUGGAUGCAAUUGGCAAGGAACUGCAGAAAAGACUUGAGGAUGCUGAAACUGCUUUAAACGAGCAUAAAGCUGCACAGGCUACUCGUGAGCAGGGGAUCCUCAAGCGCCUGAAAUCACAAAGUCGACGCACUCAAAGCCAAACAAACCAAGAGUUUGAUCUGGAGAAUCCCGACAAUGAUCCUCUCCUCGACGCACUUUCUUAUCUGGAGCUUCAUGGCUCCGAAAUUCGAGAAGGCGUGGCAAAUGCUAGUGCAGGAUUGUCGACGCUGUUCCCCUACUUCUUCCCGAAGAAAGAGGAGCCCCCGACUUUCCUUGCCCUUGCCAAGAGCUUCAAUUCAUCAGAGGACCUUGGACUGAAGAUGCGCCAGGAAAAUAUGAAGAUUGCUGUCGAAAGCACUGUUGCCCUGGUUGCUGACAGCCAACAAACUGUUGAUUGGAUGAAAGUUGGCGACACCGAUCAGAUAGAGCAGUCAAGAUGGAGGUCGCUGAUUAAGGCAGCCAAGCCCAACACGAAGAAAAUCUUGGCCUAUCUCGGGAUCAAACCAGCUUCAACUCCUAGCUCAUCAAGGCCGGAGGUCUAGUUGCAUGCCUCUUUGUUUUUCUUUCUCUGUUUCUUUUGCUCUUGUCGCCAAAGUAGUUAUUUGGCGAUACGUACUUCAUUAGCUCCACUGUAAGGCCUUUGUAACUAUUCCGAAAGAUUAAUGAAAACUCUAUCUUUGCUUGUUGAUUGAUGUUGUCUUGUUUUAUUAAAUUUCAGUUGGUAUUUGAUAACUAUACUCCA